AUGAAAGGCAACCUUCUUAGAAGCUUCAAUCUUGAUUCGUCUGAGCAAACAGGAACGUACUGGGACGCUGCGCACAUGCCAGAGGGGCAAGGUGUUAUCACGGAUGCGCCCGACUGCGUGUUGUACCCGCAGAGCCACGAGGACGUCGAACGCAUCGUGCAGGCUGCUCACGUCCACAGGGCUCACCUGAUCCCCUCUGGCGGCAGGACGAACAUCGUGGGCGCGACCGAGGCCGAGCGGAUCGAGAACAGGUUCGUGGCCUCGCUCGACCUGAGGCGAAUGAACAGGAUGCUCUGGGUCGACAAGAAGACCAUGACCGCCUGCUUCGAGGCUGGCAUUCUCGGUCCCGAUCUCGAGAACGGGCUCAAGAAGGAGGGCCUUUCCCUCGGUCACGACCCCGACUCCUUCCAGUGGUCCACCCUGGGCGGCUGGUUGGCCACCUGCUCUUCGGGCAUGCAGUCGGACAAGUACGGCGACAUCGAGGACAUGUGCCUGUCCCUCAAGGUCGUCACGCCGGGCGUGGGCACCAUCACCACCCCGUUCGUCCCGCGCAACGGCUCCGGCCCUGCUCUCAAGCACCUCUUCAUCGGCACCGAAGGCGUGAUGGGCGUGAUCACGCAGGCGGUGAUGCGGGUGCACAAGAUUCCGGCCAAGCAGGAAUUCCACGGCAUCCUCUUCCCGUCCUUCGAGCACGGCGUCGCGGCCAUCCACACCAUGGUCCGCAAGGAAUCCCACCCCGCCAUGGUCCGGUUGUACGAUCCGGAUGAGACGCGGCUGUCGUUCCAUAUGAAGCCCAAGUCGUCGAAGCUCGUGUCGGCCUUCUCCGAGCUCCUCAAGAAGUUCCUCGAGCGCUUCAAGAACUUUGACCUCCAGAACAUCUGCCUUAUGAUCGUCGGCGUCGAAGGCGAGGUCGACAACGUCAACUUCCAGAAGAAGAAGGUCUUCAAGAUCGCCAAGGAGGCCGGCGGGUUCUGGAUCGGCCAGGGUCCCGGCAAGUCGUGGCACGAGAAGCGAUACGACCUGCCCAUGCUGCGCGAUCUCCUGCUCGAGAAGGGCCUGUGGGUGGACGUCGCCGAGACCGCCGUCUCUUUCUCCAACCUGCUCCUCCUGUGGAAGGACGUCAAGGAGUCCGUGCUCGACGCCUUCAAGGAGCGCAACGCGCCCGGCUGGAUCGGCGCCCACAUCUCGCACACCUACACGUCGGGCGUGUGCAUCUACUUCCACUACGCGAGCGUGCAGCAGCUCGACAAGAAGGACGACGUCCACGGCGAGGAGGACCUCAGCAUCUACCUCGACGCCAAGAAGGCCGCCACCACCGCCAUCCUCAGGAACAAUGGCGCGUUGAGCCAUCACCACGGCGUGGGCUACGAGCACGUGCCCUUCAUGAGCCGGUACAUCGGCAAGUCCAGCAUCAAGCUGCUCUCCGACAUCAAGAAGACGUUGGACCCGGCGUCGGUGUGCAACCCGGGCAAGCUGUUGCCAGAGGCCGGCAAGGAGGACAUGGACAACGAGGACCUCUCGUUCUACAAGUAUGGCUUCGCCUCCCUCACCGACCAGCUCAAGCAGGCCUCGUCCGUCAGGGCCAAGAGCGCGCUCUAA
This is a messenger RNA of Acanthamoeba castellanii str. Neff, 1599 nucleotides long. RefSeq lists its product as uncharacterized. The record is from RefSeq and is a predicted model, not a curated record. The transcript is spliced from 10 exons. NCBI's taxonomy places the organism in Eukaryota, Discosea, Longamoebia, Acanthamoebidae. Gene Ontology annotation, molecular function: FAD binding; alkylglycerone-phosphate synthase activity. The coding region runs from base 1 to 1599 and encodes 532 amino acids. Gene Ontology annotation, biological process: lipid biosynthetic process.